This is a messenger RNA of Anastrepha obliqua, 1774 nucleotides long. Its product is annotated as glutamine synthetase 2 cytoplasmic-like. Gene Ontology annotation, molecular function: glutamine synthetase activity. NCBI's taxonomy places the organism in Eukaryota, Metazoa, Arthropoda, Insecta, Diptera, Tephritidae. The record is from RefSeq and is a predicted model, not a curated record. The coding region runs from base 252 to 1358 and encodes 368 amino acids. The transcript has 6 exons. Gene Ontology annotation, cellular component: cytoplasm.
CAACGUUCGCGCUCAUUUCUGAAAAAAAAAGUAAAAAAAUAAAAUCAGAACGUAAAAGUUUAAAUUUUUGUGUCGUUUACAUACUAGAAAAAUCCUUUACAUUCUGUUCUUAUAUCCUGUGCCGGUUGCGCGUAACAUUAUCGACGAUCGUUGAAUGUCGCUAAUAUCGCACAGUGCAUUCCAAUAAAAAAAAUAGAAUUUGACGGGACUUUGUUUAGUCAGCCUGAAAAUUUUUACAAAACCAAAGCAGUAUGUCUCGUGUUUUAGAGGAUUCGCCAAAUGCUCAUCUCGAUAAGUCCAUUUUGGAACGUUAUCGCAGCUUACCAUUGAAGGAGAAUAUCGUACAAGCCACCUACGUGUGGAUCGAUGGCACCGGUCAAGAUUUGCGUUGUAAGGAUCGUACGCUAGAUUUCAUACCAUAUGAUCCGAAAGAACUUCCAAUUUGGAAUUACGAUGGCAGUUCCUGCUACCAAGCGGAGGGCUCCAAUUCGGACACCUACCUCCACCCGGUGGCCAUUUACAAGGAUCCCUUCCGUCGUGGCAAUAAUAUUUUGGUCAUGUGCGACACCUACCGCUUUGACGGCGAACCCACCGCCUCCAACCACCGCAAGAGUUGUCUAGAAGUAGCGAAUAAGUGCAAGGAUCAAGAACCGUGGUUCGGCAUUGAACAAGAGUAUACAUUCCUUGAUUUCGAUGGGCAUCCAUUGGGUUGGCCCAAGAACGGUUUUCCCGGACCACAAGGACCCUACUAUUGUGGCGUAGGCGCCAAUAAGGUUUAUGCACGUGGUGUCAUCGAUUCGCAUUAUCGCGCCUGUUUGUAUGCUGGUAUUAAAGUAGCUGGCACAAAUGCUGAGGCCAUGCCAGCACAAUGGGAAUACCAGGUGGGACCCUGUGUGGGCAUUUCAAUUGGCGAUGAUUUGUGGAUGUCGCGCUUCCUCUUACAUCGCAUUGCCGAGGAAUUUGGUAUUGUUGCCACUUUGGAUCCCAAGCCUAUGCCUGGCAAUUGGAAUGGCGCUGGCGCUCACACCAAUGUCUCAACUAAGAAAAUGCGCGGUGAUGGCGGCAUAAAAGAAAUCUUAGGUGCAGUUGAGAAGCUCUCCAAGCAUCAUGAACGUCAUAUACGCGCCUAUGAUCCCAAAGGAGGUCAGGAUAAUGCACGUCGUCUGACUGGUCAGAAUGAGACCAGUUCAAUUAAUGAUUUUAGUGCCGGUGUUGCCAAUCGCGGUUGCUCUAUACGCAUACCGCGUGGCGUUAACGAUGAUGGCAAGGGAUAUUUCGAGGAUCGUCGCCCCAGCUCCAAUUGUGAUCCCUACUCAGUAGUGGAGGCUAUUCUGCGCACAAUUUGCUUGGAUGAAUAAAAUGAGCGCUGCUUCACAGUUUUCGAAUGCAGUUGGCUAUGGUUGGGUUUAUUGAAGGUGUUUAAUGUGCUGAGAUACUAGAAAGUGAAACGAAACCAAAGGCAGCGAAUGAACUUGACAAUACAUAAAAUAUUUAUUAAGUUCUAAGUAACUAAGAGAAAAAUGUACACUCGAUAUACAUAAAUUAAAAAAAAACAUAAAUUUCUGAAACAGAAAAUUUUAUAGGAGAGCCAAACAAUGGCGUGCAAGACCUUUGAAUUUAUAGUUGAUCACCACUAAUUGUGAAAAGUAUAUAUUAUAUUAUAUUUAUUUUUGUUGUUGUUGAGGCAAAGCAAACGCUGCAGGCAGAAUGAAUGAAAGACAAAUGUUUAGCGUAAAAAAAUCUUUAGUGAAAAUAAAAAGUAUAGUUGAAUAUA